ACUCGUCUCCCCCUUCCCGUGCGCCUCUCCCGUUCUCCCUCUCCACUCAUCUGGCUCCUCCACUCCUCGAGCUCCAAACCUCGCGUAAACCCCAGCCCCCGGCGUGCAGAGGAGAGGGGGUCGCCUCCGCGGGAUGAAGACGAGGUCGCAGACGGCGCCGAAGCCCCUCAAGACGGUGGCGCUGGCGCCCAGGCCCGGCAGCCCCAAGCGGAGGCCGAGGCCGAAGCCGAAGCCGAAGCCGGCGGGGAAGGGCGACCCCCGCGCGCCCAAGAAGCCCCCCACCGCCUUCUUCUACUUCAUUGCCAUGUGUUUGUCCGCUGCCGUCGGAUGGACUCGCCAUUGUAGCUCACUAGGACCCAGUCCAAUCAGGGAGGAUUUUCGAAAGACUUAUCAGCAGGAAAAUCCAAGUGUAAAGUUAAUGCAGGAAAUAGGGAAGGCAUGUGGUGAAAAGUGGAAUACGAUGGCGUUUGAGGAAAAGGUGAAGUAUUAUGAUAUAGCCACCGAGAAACGAGCAGAAUUUGAGAAGGCGAUGAUUGAAUAUAACAAGAAAAAGCAAAGUGGAGAGUUGUCUGAGGAAUCCGAUUACGACUAGAGCUGAAGAUUCUGCUAUUCCAAUUUCAGAUGGUUCACCUCUACUACUUGAGUCAAUCUAUUGUAUAUUACAGAACUCAGAAUUGUGAUUUGUAAUGGAAUUUGUAGAUACCAGUAGGAGUCCUAAGUUCACGCACAAUUGUCUCAUCUGUAAUAGACUGGUCGUAUUUAACUGACACAGAGUCAUUGGUGAUUCUAGUCUGGACGAACUUUCUUACUGCUC
Panicum virgatum (switchgrass) is the source of this 814-nucleotide messenger RNA. Its product is annotated as high mobility group B protein 14-like. The transcript has 6 exons. Bases 134 to 592 code for a protein of 152 amino acids. The record is from RefSeq and is a predicted model, not a curated record. Lineage: Eukaryota; Viridiplantae; Streptophyta; Magnoliopsida; Poales; Poaceae.